Messenger RNA from Lottia gigantea (owl limpet), 573 nucleotides. RefSeq lists its product as hypothetical. The transcript is spliced from 5 exons. Gene Ontology annotation, biological process: nuclear envelope organization. Gene Ontology annotation, molecular function: protein-membrane adaptor activity. The record is from RefSeq and is a predicted model, not a curated record. The annotation marks the transcript as partial. Lineage: Eukaryota; Metazoa; Mollusca; Gastropoda; Lottiidae. Gene Ontology annotation, cellular component: meiotic nuclear membrane microtubule tethering complex; nuclear envelope.
CUUGUUGAUGAGUCUUUAUUAAAAUUUAGUGCAGAUAGAACAGGCAUGGCUGAUUACGCAUUGGAAUCUGCAGGUGGCAGUCUGAUAAGUGUACGAUGUUCAGAAACAUAUUAUCAUAAAACAGCGUUAGUUAGUAUGUUUGGUAUACCAUUAUGGUAUUGGUCUAAUUCACCUAGAUCUGUUAUACAGCCAAAUGUAAAUCCAGGUGAAUGCUGGGCAUUUAAAGGUCAGAGAGGUCAAGUUGUGAUAGAGUUAUCUAAUUCAAUCAUUCCAAGUGGUUUUACAUUAGAACAUAUACCUAAAUCAUUAUCACCUACUGGGGAUAUCAAGAGUGCUCCUAAAGAUUUCACAGUUUAUGGCCUAGAAAAAGAAGAUAGUAUAAAUGGAUUAUCUUUAGGAAAUUAUACUUAUGAUGAUGAGAGUGUCUCUGUACAAUAUUUCCCGAUACAGAUUCCAAACCCUCCUGUGUUCAAAUUUAUAGAAUUAGAAGUAUUGAAUAACUAUGGACAGAUAAAAUAUACUUGUUUAUAUCGAUUCCGUGUACAUGGCACUCCAGUUGAUAUCCCAAAAUAA